Molecule: messenger RNA, 1361 nt
Organism: Rubroshorea leprosula
Lineage: Eukaryota; Viridiplantae; Streptophyta; Magnoliopsida; Malvales; Dipterocarpaceae
Source: the annotation of a GenBank genome assembly
GGCUGUCCAUGGCGUUUGUUGCCCUUUUUAUUUGGCGUUUAUUGCCCUAAUGCCCGCUGCACUGCAACCUUUCACAUAGAAUUUAACGUCUCAAAACCAGAAUUUUACAUUCGCUACACUCCUUCCCUUUGUCUCUCUCAUUCAAUCUAUCUUUCUUUUCCUGGGUUUCAUUGCUUACCAUGGCUUCCUGUAGCUUAGGAGUAUCAAAUAUUAAGACACUAAAAUUGAAUUUUCAGAAACCAAGAGUUGAUAACUUACAGAAACCAAAUUAUUCAAGAACAUUGAUUAGUCAGAGACCACCAAGAUAUGCUGGAUUGAUCAUAUCACAGCAGUUAGAGAAGUUAACCCCUUUUAGUUGCAGUUCAUCCUUGGAAGUUCAGAUUGCCACAGAUUUAGUGGAUGAUUCAGAAGAGACUAUAUCCCCUGGCUUGACUAGUCCGCUCAUCCCAAAUUUAUCUGAGGUGAAAUUUUUGGUCAAGGAAGUAUGCAAAACAACUUCAGUUGCAGAGUUUGAACUGAAACUUGGUGGAUUUCAGCUAUACUUAAUGCGGGACUUAGCUGGGAAAACUGAGUCUCCACCUGUCUCCACAAGUCCUUCUACCACUGGUGAAAAUACAACUGUCGAGACAACUGUUUCAAACGGCUCAGUUUCUGCACCUUCUUUAGCUAUCACCAAAGCACCAUCUUCCUCAGGGGUUGUUCAGGUUUCAUUACUUGAUAAAGCUGCAGAUGAAGGCUUGGUGAUACUUAAGUCGCCAAAGGUAGGGACUUUCAGAAGAUGUCUAACCAGAAAAGGGACACGUUUCCCACCUGCAUGUCAGGAGAAGAAGAUAGUGAAGGAGGGGCAAGUGCUUUGCUUUAUUGAACAGUUUGCUGCCCAAAUUCCAGUCCGGGUUUGAAUCUUGACAUUAUGUGAUUUAUUUCUUUGUUUAUCUGUUGAAGUCAGAAGCUAGGGUCAAUUUUAUGAUUCUUGUCCACCUGUUUCAUCUUAUCUUUUUGUACACUGCAAGUUCUGCUACUUGUGUUCUUUAAUUUAUUUCUGUAUAAUUAACAAACUGAUUCAUAUGUCUCAUUUACUUCAGUCUGACAUAGCUGGGGAGGUCAUUAAAAUACUGAGGGAGGAUGGUGAUCCUGUAGGAUAUGGUGAUCCGCUCCUUGCAAUUCUCCCAUCAUUUCCCGGAAUAAAGUAUCUCCACUAGAUGUUUCAGUAUAUUUGCUUCUGAAUCCGAUUCCUCCAUUGGGUUUUAUACCAUAUUUAAUAAAUAGAAAAUAUAUGUAGUAUUGCUGUGCAAUGAGAUUUUUGGGCAGAUAGAUUAUGUUGGCGAUUUUGUUUCAUUUUUUAUUAAAAAAAAUGCUUAUUC